Molecule: messenger RNA, 1158 nt
Organism: Larimichthys crocea (large yellow croaker)
Lineage: Eukaryota; Metazoa; Chordata; Actinopteri; Sciaenidae
Product: Golgi SNAP receptor complex member 1
Exons: 9
Coding region: 84-836 (250 amino acids)
Biological process (GO): vesicle fusion; inter-Golgi cisterna vesicle-mediated transport; endoplasmic reticulum to Golgi vesicle-mediated transport
Cellular component (GO): Golgi medial cisterna; SNARE complex; cis-Golgi network
Molecular function (GO): SNAP receptor activity
Source: RefSeq, a predicted model, not a curated record
CUCCGCCGCCGGAAACCACUAGAGGCCGCUGUGACUCCAAUGACAAUCGCGACAGUUGUUUCGUCUUGACGACUGAUGAUGACAUGUCAACAACAAACAUGGCAGCCAGCAGCAACUAUUGGGAAGAUUUGCGGAAACAGGCCAGACAGCUGGAGAACGAGCUGGACCUGAAGCUGGUGUCCUUCAGUAAACUCUGCACCAGCUACAGCAGCAGCAGCAGCCGGGACCAGAGGGCAAGAGACAGCAGGUCUGAUUCUGGUGGAUCGUCUCAAGACAAUAUGCUUGUUGCCAUGACUACAGAGCUGGAGCAGCUCUUGGCCAAUCUCACAGCAGUCAACAACAGAAUGGCAGAAUACACAAACACUCCGGGAACUUCAUCUCAACAUGCAGCAUUGAUGCACACCUUACAGAGACAUAGAGACAUUUUACAGGACUAUACUCAUGAGUUCCAUAAAACCAAGAGCAACUUCUUGAGCUUGCGAGAGCGAGAGGACCUGCUGGGCUCCGUUCACAGAGACAUUGAGUCCUACAAGAGCAGCUCAGGAGUGAAUAACAGGAGGACUGAGCUCUUCCUGAAGGAACAUGAACAUCUCAGAAACUCAGAUAGUCUUAUUGACAACGCAAUAAGUAUCGCCAUGGCUACCAAAGAGAACAUCAUGUUUCAGCGUGGGAUGCUCAAGUCCAUUCAGACCAGGGUCACGACUUUGGCCAAUCGUUUCCCAGCCAUCAACAAUCUCAUCCAGAAAAUCAAUUUGCGCAAGAGGCGGGACUCUUUAAUUCUAGGCGGGGUGAUUGGCGUCUGCACCAUACUCCUGUUGCUAUACACUUUCCACUGAUGCACCGGUUGGCUGACCAUGUUUUUAAAAAUGUUUUUAUAUUUUCUUCCUUCUAUUAUCAUUUACUUUCCUUAAAAUAAAGGGUUAAAGAGUUAAGAAGGGAUUUUAUUUUGAAAAUUAAAAAAGUCUUAAUUUGGAAGUUUAUUUAUUUUCUGAAUUCUAACAUUUCCAUCUUGCAAUUUCUAUCUUGCUGCUUAUAUCCUGUAGUAAUUUUAUCUCUGUAAUUGUAAAAAGUUAUAUUUGACUGGGAUUAUGUAACGAUGAUGUCAUACUUCUUUCCAUAGUGUUGCUGUUGCCUUAUAAAAUAAAGGUGGUGAGCUCA